CAUUGUUAGAGCUGUCACCCCAGAAAAGGCUUCUCCAGUGGUCCAUUAUAAAACCCCUGGAAAAGAGAGGGACGGGCAAGAGCUCCUUCAGUCUGCCCUCUUGGACUCUAACUACACACGCUUGUGCAGUGAAACAGUAGCGACACGUGAAUUCUUCUCUUUUUUGACGAAAACGGUGCAAUGAUGUUGCCAAGUAUUCUUGCGCCGCCUGCUAUGUAUCCAAACUUUCUGCGGCCCUCGGCCGGUCUUUCCUUACCACCAACUUUACAGUCGGCUUUUACCACGCACUCGAGUUUUCUGGUGGAGGACCUGUUGCGGAUCAGCAGACCUGCCACCGUCAUGCACAGGAGGAUCCCGUCCCCGAGCGCAUCUCCUCCGACUACGGGAGCCACAACUUUGAAUAACUCUGCAGUACACGUCUCCAUGUUUACGUCUUUGCCAAAAAGACCAAGCUCGCCAUCACUUACCGGCAACGAUCCAAAUUACUUGAAAUUUGGAGUGAAUGCGAUUCUCGCGUCAACACCACGAAACGCCUCACCGCCACCAUCAGUACAGAGCAUGAGUGCAAAAACAUUUCCCUUCCCUUGUUUUGACGGCUCAUUCCACCCUUUCAUCAGAUCAGCAUAUUUCCCAGUUUCGUCUUCAGCAGUGCCAAUUCCCGGAACUUUCACAUGGCCGCUGACAGCCAGAGGGAAGCCGAGGAGAGGAAUGCUUCGCCGGGCCGUUUUCUCCGACGUGCAGCGGAAAGCUCUGGAAAAGAUGUUUCAGAAACAGAAGUACAUCAGUAAACCAGACAGAAAGAAACUGGCGACGAAACUCGGCCUCAAAGACUCUCAGGUAAAAAUUUGGUUCCAGAAUCGACGGAUGAAAUGGCGAAAUUGCAAAGAAAGAGAGCUUCUUUCGUCAGGUGGAUGCAGGGAACAAACCCUACCGACGAAAAUGAACCCCAAUCCUGACUUGAGCGAUGUCGGGAUGAAGUUUGAAAAUGACUUGCUGAGAGAAGAAAGCCCGCGCGCGCCAUUCUGCGAGUCUCGCGGAGAUCACGAGCUCGUCCGCGACGCAGAUUUACAUUUCACUUCAUCUUCCGUCUCGAGCAAGCACUCAGAUUUCUCAGAUUCAGAAGACGAGGAAAUAACUGUAUCAUGAUCACACAAACAAACUUUGUUUAGUUUAUGCACACAACUGGAAAAUAACUUUCAAAUAAUGGUCGUCCUUCUCUGACUUCUGGUCACUUGUUGAGGAGAAUAUUACUGCUGCGUUUUGGCAGCUUGUAAAAUAUUUCGUACGAAUAUUUGGAAUACCUUUCUUCUUGAUUUUAAAUUGUUUUUCUAUAAUCUUAAAUA
Messenger RNA from Paramisgurnus dabryanus, 1343 nucleotides. It is a transcript of the gene dbx1b, whose product is annotated as developing brain homeobox 1b. Lineage: Eukaryota; Metazoa; Chordata; Actinopteri; Cypriniformes; Cobitidae. Gene Ontology annotation, biological process: cell differentiation in spinal cord; regulation of transcription by RNA polymerase II. The record is from RefSeq and is a predicted model, not a curated record. Gene Ontology annotation, molecular function: DNA-binding transcription factor activity, RNA polymerase II-specific; DNA binding.